GUGCGUGGCAGACCCCGAGUCGGGCUGGUAUCAAGAGAAGACGAAAGAUAAAACAUCUGGAACAUAAAGGGCAUAAUGCUAGAUGAAACAAAGCCACUGCGCCGUCUCUUCUCCUUCGCCGUCCACUUUGGGUUCCCCUCAGAGAGAAAUAAGUGGGCCACUCGGAACUCCUCGCGGAUUUUCGUCUGAGAAGCCUGUGGUACCGAAGUUGCCUCUCAAGUCCUCGCUAUGGAUCAGUCCGUCGCAAUUCAAGAAACUUUAGAAAGGGAAGAAAACUGCAUUAUAGCUGUCCAAUGUGAUGUCCUUUUUGAUGAUAUCACAGAAAGUAGACUGCUGGGACUGGUGGAAUGUGCUAAAGAACAUGCAAUCUUUAUUUAUACUCAUCGAAGAAUGGCCAUUACAGCUGAUGAUGUAUCACUAGAGGACAUUAUCCCCAUCUCCCUUGACUUUACUGUUGUCGAAGUUUCCUCACCGGAUGAACUUGUGGUUGUGGGCACUGAUACCAGAGUGAGAAUAAGCUACAGAGAUGAAGAGGUAGAGCUCAGACUUCCUUUUGGGUCCCACUCUCGGCUCUUCCUUGGCGAAGUCAACAAGGCAUGGAGUGAUGUUUGCAGAUCUUCCAUGCAGGUACCCAAGUUUGAGUGGACUGACAAAUACCAGAAAGCCAUGAAAAGCCGAUCGGCUGUCAAACAACCCCUUGCGCCCAAGGGCACAACUCCUAUUAAAUACAAUCAGAAACAGAGAACAGAAAAAUCAUCAGAUAAAAAGGGAACAUUGGAAGAGGAAAAAGGUUCCAACAGUGGCACACAGCACAGAUCAUUUUCCAGCCCAGAAAGUCAGGGCAUCUCUAGUCGAGAAGACCGUGAUGACCUGGUGCGCUCGUCCAGCCACACCACAUCAAACAAAGCUCAGAUAUUGGCCAUGCCGCAGUUUGGCCUCCGUGACAACCUCAUAAAGUGUGAGCUGCUGAAAAAAGAAGACGUGUACACCUAUCUGGAGCACUUCAGUUUUUUUCUUGGCACGUACAAUGUGAAUGGACAGACACCAAAGGAAAGCCUCCGUCCUUGGCUGAGCUGCACUUUCAACCCUCCUGACAUGUACUGCGUGGGUUUUCAGGAACUUGACCUCAGCAAAGAGGCUUUUUUCUUCAGUGACACCCCUAAGGAGUUGGAGUGGAUGAAGGCCGUGUCUGAGGGUUUGCAUCCAGAAGCCAAGUAUGCCUUAGUGAAGUUGGUGCGUCUUGUGGGUAUUAUGCUGAUCUUCUAUGUGAAGAAGGAGCAUGCAGAGUUCAUCGCUGAUGUGGAGGCUGAGACUGUGGGCACUGGUAUCAUGGGAAGGAUGGGAAACAAGGGUGCUGUUUCAAUCCGUUUUCGUUUCCACAAUUCUGAUAUCUGUGUCGUCAACUCUCACCUUGCUGCUCACGUUGAAGAAUAUGAAAGGCGUAAUCAGGACUACAAAGAUAUCUGCGGUCGUCUCCAGUUUCGGCAGCUUGACCCUACUCAGCCUCCACUCACAAUCAUGAAGCACGAUGUGGUUUUAUGGAUCGGGGACCUUAACUACAGAAUUAGCGACCUUGACGAUGACACUGUGAAAGACCUCAUUAGAAAGAAGGACUUUGAGACACUGCACACUUAUGAUCAGCUCAAGAGGCAGAUCGAUGAAGAGGCUGUAUUUGUUGGCUUUCAGGAAGGAGAGAUUGAUUUCCAGCCCACCUACAAAUAUGACACUGGCUCUGAUAAAUGGGAUACAAGUGAAAAGUGUCGCAUUCCUGCGUGGUGUGACCGGAUCCUGUGGAGAGGGAAGAAUAUCAAGCAGCAGUAUUACCAGAGUCAUAUGGCUCUGAAAACCAGUGACCACAAACCUGUCAGUUCCCUGCUCAUCAUUGGGAUCAAGAGAAUAAAUGCUGAGGAUUACAAGAAGACCUUUGAAGAGAUAGUACGCAAUAUAGACAAAAUGGAGAAUGAAUGUAUUCCAUCUGUAACUUUGUCUAAGCGAGAGUUCCACUUCAAAGACGUGAAGUUCAUGCAACACCAGGCAGAGACAUUGAGCCUCAUGAAUGAUGGGCAAGUCCCAUGUCAGUUUGAGUUUAUUCAGAAGCCGAAUGAGCCCACAUACUGCAAGCCCUGGCUCACAGCCAACCCUCCCAAAGGCUUCAUUCCUCAGGGUGGUACUGUGGAUAUUGAGCUUGAGGUUUUUGUAAACCGUUCGACAGCACCUGGUCUCAACUGCGGCAAGCAGCAGAUUGAAGACAUCCUGGUUCUCCACCUAGAGCGGGGCAAGGACUACUUUAUCUCAAUAACAGGGAACUAUCUGUCGAGCUGCUAUGGCACCUCUAUAUAUUCGUUGUGUCAGCUAAGGGAACCAGUUCAAGAAAUGCCACAAGAGACCCUCCGUGAGCUGGUUAGUUCCCCCUUGAAACUGCUAUUUCUCUCAGCGUUGCAGUUUUGUAACUGUAUUGAGUUUGUUUUAACCUUUUUGCUUUAUUUUUAUAAGGCUGAUGUGUCUCCAUCUGAGAAUACAGCAACCACUGAAAAGCCUCUCGACAUUCCUAAAGAGCUUUGGAUGAUGGUGGAUCACUUAUUCCGUUAUGCAGUCAAACAGGAAGACAUAUUUCAGCAGCCUGGAUUACGGAGUGAAUUUGCAGAAAUAAGGGAUUGUCUUGACACAGGGAUGCCAGAUUCCCUUCCGGGCAGUAACCACUCUGUGGCAGAGGCCUUGCUUCUGUUCCUAGAUGCCCUCCCAGAGCCUGUGGUCCCCUACUCUUUUUACCAGCAGUGCCUAGAAUACUGCUCUAAUGCCAGCCAGUGUGAGAAAGUUAUUUCCAUGCUACCUCAGUGCCAUAAAAAUGUGUUCAACUAUUUAGCUGCCUUUCUCCGUGAGCUCUUGAAGAAUUCUGCUAGCAAUCGAUUAGAUGUUGGCAUCUUGGCCACCAUUUUUGCCUCCUUGAUCCUGAGGUCACCUAGGAAGCAGGAUCUUGCAGAGAAGAGGAAGACUCAAGAAUUCUUUCAACACUUCCUGAUCCAAGGCUCCUCCUAAAUGGAGAGUUCAUUAUAUUUGCUAAAGCUGAACACUAAAACCUAUAAUGCCCAGUAUUUUAAAUAAACUGUAAUGAUUUAUUAUGAUUGCUGAUGGCUCUUUGUACAAACAUGUAGUAAUAGUGAAAUGAGAGAUGAGUAUUAGUUUGAAAACAAUUCUUAUUUUCUAUUGAUGCACAUUUUAUUGUAUAUCAUCGAUCAUCUGUAGAAGCCUAACAGUUUUUAAUGUAUAUGUUUUAUUUAAAUAAUAAUUUGUAUUUUAAUGUUUCUGAUCUCUGU
Messenger RNA from Melanotaenia boesemani (Boeseman's rainbowfish), 3314 nucleotides. RefSeq names its product inositol polyphosphate-5-phosphatase B (gene inpp5b). Bases 229 to 3036 code for a protein of 935 amino acids. Gene Ontology annotation, molecular function: phosphatidylinositol-4,5-bisphosphate 5-phosphatase activity; inositol-1,4,5-trisphosphate 5-phosphatase activity. Gene Ontology annotation, cellular component: cytosol; membrane. NCBI's taxonomy places the organism in Eukaryota, Metazoa, Chordata, Actinopteri, Atheriniformes, Melanotaeniidae. The transcript is spliced from 22 exons. The record is from RefSeq and is a predicted model, not a curated record. Gene Ontology annotation, biological process: signal transduction; phosphatidylinositol dephosphorylation.